Molecule: messenger RNA, 2065 nt
Organism: Ylistrum balloti
Lineage: Eukaryota; Metazoa; Mollusca; Bivalvia; Pectinida; Pectinidae
Product: rho GTPase-activating protein 18-like
Exons: 17
Coding region: 1-2019 (672 amino acids)
Biological process (GO): regulation of small GTPase mediated signal transduction; signal transduction; regulation of actin filament polymerization
Cellular component (GO): cytoplasm
Molecular function (GO): GTPase activator activity
Source: RefSeq, a predicted model, not a curated record
AUGGCAGUGAGUAAAUCUUCGCUGGAAGAUUACUGGACAGAGUUCCAUGAAAUUGAGAGUAAUAAAGACCCAGAUGAGGAAGAGGAAGAGGAGGAACUCCCUAAAACUCCAGAUGGGGAACAGGAAGCCAGAUGGCUCAAGGAGGUCGGAUUGGAUGCCGUCGUCAAUCGAAUCAAAGAUGGACAUGGCCUGACAGAUGAUGAAAUGGAAGCUGUCACAGCGACUUUGACAUCCAGUCAGGCUGCUGUGGUAAAGCGACGCGUGGACACCCUCAGUACUACAAUGCGUAAACGACAGAAGCAGAACAAAACUGAUGUGCGGGAUAUCUUCCCGACCCAGGAGACAGUCAAUGGGGGCUUGUAUGGCAGUCCAGGAUCAUUCCAUCGACUGUCCGGUGGAUCUAUUGGGGAAGGACAGACAACUUCUGACCAGGUGAUCCUGAGGCAAGGCAGUAAAGCCAAGGACAGGUCAUUCAUAAAGAGGGGAGUUUACUCUAUGUCUGGGAGAAAGACAGAUGAGGCUGUGAGUCCAGAUCAAACAGGAAUAGAAAUGUUAAGUGUCCACCCUAAGAGAUCAUAUCACCAUCCUGUAGCUGAGAGGCUGUCUGGAGGAGGCCUCCCUCCCAUAUCCGAUCACGAGGACAUUAUGUUUGAACUAAAAACUGAGGAGUCUAGUCGCUACAUUAAGGACCUUGGCUAUCAGUCAGGACCAAAACAGAAAGUGGGAGACAAUUUACCAAAUUUUACACUAGUAAAAGAUAAGUUGGGAGUGACACAGAUGAGUGACCUUGGCUCCAGUGACAUGUCACAGAUAAGGUCACUUGCUCUUCUAGAACUUACCUCUCUGUUCGAUAAUCAUAACAUUACCUACAGACACCGAAAGGCAAAGAAAAGAGUGAAAGAUCAUGGCCUUUUUGGUGUUCCCCUACACACACUUUUAGAAAAUGACCGGAAGAUAGAGCCUAGAGUCACCGUCCCAAUCAUCUUUCAUGACAUUAUCUGUUUCCUGGAGUCUCACUGUCUGGAUAUGGAAGGGAUUCUCCGAGUACCAGGUUCCACAGGGAGAAUCAAGCAAUUACGAGGAGAGCUGGAAGAGAGAUUUUAUAGUGGUGCUAUCUCCUGGGCAGAAGUCAUGCCUAAUGAUGCUGCAGGCCUUCUAAAACAGUUCCUACGAGAGCUUCCAGUGCCUCUACUGACUUAUGAAUACAUAGAGGCCUUUGCUCAGGUAGAGGGUAUAAAGGAGAAGAAACUACAGUUACAAGCCCUGUGCUUACUAAUUCUGUUACUUCCACCAGUCCAUCGUAAUACUCUACAGAUGCUGUUGCGGUUCCUACAACGAGUUGUGAAUAAGUGCCCAGAGAACAAGAUGAGUUUAGCUAAUGUUUCUAUGAUCAUGGCCCCAAAUCUGUUUCUGGUGUCUUCUGGUCGCUCCAAGUUCAAGGGCAUUCAGGAACGAGAGAUAACCAUGGCAGCUGGAACCUCAAAUAUUGUCAGAAUGCUUAUUAAAUACCUGGACAUUCUUUGGACGGUGCCAACAUUUUUGGUGCAACAGAUGAGACGCCAAAAUGAAAUAUCUCAACAACGCAAAGGCAGGGAUAAAUCGAAAAUAAAAUUCCUUGCCAAGAAAGACAAGUCAGACUUGUACAAAAAGCCUGCCAUUGUUCAGGAGGGUGAUUUUGAAGAAGGUGUAAUACGUGUCCAUGCCCCAAACCUAACCAAAAGUUCUACUGCAAUCCGCCUGGACAAUUGCAUGACUGCUGGGCAAAUAGUCGACAGAUUCAGGAACACGGAUGAAGCUUUAAAACCUGUUAAUGGGAGGGAGAACAAAAAGAAAACACUGAUGCAGCAGGGAGUCUACUCCGACCCUGAUAAAGUUUCUUUCGCCGAGGAACACACUUACCUGUAUGAAACAGGUGGCAAUUUAGGUGAACGAUGCUUAGAUCACCAAACCAACAUGAUGGCACUGUACAAGGUAAACCCUAAUGCAGAGUGGGUCAUCAAAACAAGCUAUCAUAGAUAGUCUCCAUACGAACUCUAAAUAGUGCUCACAGAGUAAAGCAGGAAGU